Caenorhabditis sp. 36 PRJEB53466 is the source of this 8146-nucleotide messenger RNA. The record is from the annotation of a GenBank genome assembly. NCBI's taxonomy places the organism in Eukaryota, Metazoa, Nematoda, Chromadorea, Rhabditida, Rhabditidae.
AUGCGUAUUCAUAUAUUGUAUUUAAUUGCUUUUCUAAAUAAAUUAUCAUGUGAAGGUAAUCUGAUUAUUCAAAAAAAAAACAUUCAAAGAGAUUUUAGGAGACGCCAACGUUUUUUUGGAACAACCAUCCACAGAGCCUUACUAUAUACGCGAAGGAGACAGAGGAUUAACUUUGCCUUGUGCAUUUAACCAUCAACUUUUGAAUCGCGGUAAAUAUGAAAUAAAUUGGGCACACUACAAUAAUGGGAAAUUAAGGUGAGUCGUCUGAAUUCGGAAAACCAAUGAGUAAGAAACCAUAAACGAACUGUGAGAUUUCAGAAUAAUAUCAAAAAAUGAAAAACUUCUUGUUAAAAAAUCAUCUGAAUUCACAUUAGACUCGGAUCUUCAAACAGGGAAAUACAAUCUCAUCAUCACGACCGUUGACACAAAAAACGUCGAAGGAACAUAUUAUUGCAAUGCUAUUUCAACUGAUGCAUCCGAUGUACAGCAUUCAACGUUUGCUAACGUUAUUGUUCUAGGUUAGUAUCAGGCAACAUUUUAACACGAUUCUACAAAAACGCAUUCAUUGCAGUUCCGCCCGGAAAUCCUGUAAUAAAUAUAAAUCCAUCUGAAAAUGUGAUUGAAGGGGAUUUAAUAACAUCCAAAUGCGUUUCGAUUGGUGGAAGUCCACCUCCGUCUUUCCAGUGGACGCUUCCCAACAAAACUUUGGCUAGUUCCACAAGUUUUUCAACUUAUUCUAGAGAUGGUGCAACUGAAAGCUUGUUACAGUAAGUUUUUUUUUGUGUCAUUAAAAAAAAAAUUUUUAGCUUUCGCGUCAUUGCUGAUGAUAACGGAAAAGAAAUUCAGUGUAAUGUUACAAAUAAAGCAUUGAGCGAAGUAGAGAGGAAAGGAGUGAAGAGUGCAACAUUGAACGUUUUGUAUAAACCAAUUGUUUCUGUAUCUCCGUCUGAAAAUGUUACACAUUUGUCAGUUGAAGAAGGAACAUAUGUUAAUUUGACAUGUGAAGGAGUGUCAAACCCACCCAUUCAUAGCUACGAAUGGUUUGAUGAAAACAUUUGAAAAAAAUCUAAGGGAAUUUUCAGGAAACACUUGCCAACAGGUGAGCGCUACCAAGGAAAAAUCUGGUCUGUCCAGAUGAAUGUCUCAGUUUACGGAGGUUUUGAAUGCAAAGCAAUAAAUGAAGUUGGAGAAACAACUGCAUUAUUGAACGUGGUUGUACAGAACACUCCAAGAGUGACUGUUCCGGUAAUUUUCACUUGCGCUUUAAAAAAGUGAGUAUAUUUAUAGGUGUCAGUGAGUCCUCAUGAAAAAGAAGACGUUUCCGUCAAGUGUGAAGUCUUAGCAAUUCCAAAAGCGGUAGAUAUCAAGUGGUUUGGACCAAACAAUUUUCGACAGAAUGGGUCUGAAUUAAUCUUGAAAUCUAUUUCUACGUGAGUGCAUUUUGUAAGACAAAUCAAAUAAAAAUAUUAGAUCUCAAACGGGCAACUACACCUGCAUGGCUACUAAUUUCUUGACAGUUUAUGGCCAAUCAGGCUCGCAGCAACGAGUUGGUGCGGGAACAACUUUAAUUAAUGUGAAACGAAAGCCUGGAACUGCACAUAUCACUGGGAACAUUGAAGUAGACGUCGGAGAAAUGAUUGAACUUAACUGUCAUGCUGAAGACUCCGGAAAUCCUAAAGCCUUUUACUCGGUCUGUGCACAUUUUCAUCUUGGUUUCAGAUUCUUUGUCUAAGACCACAAUGAUGAUGCAGCAAAAAUUAAUUUUUUGAGAAAAAGUUGAGACACCUCGGUAGACUUCUGCAACUUCUCAGCAAACGUUGGGGUGAUAGCAGCUUUAGAACAAAAGUUCAUUGACUUUCGAGCAAACGUUUGGGACUAGAAGUUUUAAGCAAAACUUCAGCAUUUUCUGAGAAAACUUUCAGCGCCAUUAACUUUUCAACAACACUUUAGCAGCUUUUUAAGGAAGCGUCAGGUGAAAAAAAUUUUUGGACAGACGGACGGACGCCUCUUGUCUUUAAUUUAUAAGGAAGACAAAUUUCAAAAUCAAGUCAAAAUGCUUUUUUCGGAAAAUAUUUUGCGGACUGUGUUAGUUUUUACAAAUUUCUAGUUUCAGUGGUCGUCUCCUUCCUCGAGUGGAAUCUAUGGCUUGGAAGGUCACAAUAAUCAAAUUUUUAUGCUAAAAAAUGCGCAACUUGCUGACAAUGGAAUGUACUAUUGUAAACUUUACAACAAUAUUGGAGAAGGAAAAAUUGCUUCUGUUAACAUUACUGUACGUUUUUAAGAACAACAGAAUGUCGAAAAAAGAAUUUGCAGGUGAUUGAAAAAGCAAAGAUUUCUAGCCCGUUGACGACUGAGCACAUUUUUACGACAAACGAGCAAAACAAGAUGCUUCAAUGUGAAGCGCAAGGAUACCCGAUGCCAAAAAUUAUAUGGUUGAAAAAUGGAAAAACUAUUGAACCAAAUGAGUACACGGUGGCGGAGAAUUCAAAUUCUAAAUGCGAUUCAAACGAUUUCUGCGUUCAAACAAUUUCGAGUACUCUCAACCUUCCAGACCCUUUGAAGUGGUGCGAUAAAGGAAAUUUCACUUGUUUCGCUGAGAACGGUUCAUCGAAAAGAGACAAAAACUACAGUUCAUGGACUAUAGUUCGUCUUAUACAUAAACCAGUUAUUCUGAAGAAAACAUUCGAUGGGAAAUCUCUUUUUGGAGCGGAAGUUGGUUCUCAAGCUGUAUUGAAGUGUAAAGCAUCUGCUCGACCAAAACCAGAGUUUCGCUGGUUUUACAAAGGUUCCGAGUUGAUUGAAAAUGAUAAGCAUUCAAUGCAAGUAAAAACAUUCGAUGAUGUUCCUGAUGAGUAUGAAAUAUCACUCCGCAUUGAGAAUAUCGAAGAAAAUGAUUUUGGCAGUUAUGUUUGCCACGUCACAAAUGGCAACGGAGAAGAUAAAAAUACAAUUGAGCUACUUCAAACAAGCUCACCACAAAGUCCAUUAGAUUUCAACAAAUUUGCUGUUUCUUCAAAUUCGGUAGAAUUGGUUUGGAUUCCGCAAUUCGAUGGCGGACUAAAUCAGAGUUUCGUCGUGGAACUCAAAAAAUUUGAUCCGCUAACAGGGGAAAUCGAUAAGAACAUCUUUUUAACAACAAGAACGAUCAAUGAGGUACAUCGCCAUUCAAAACAAGAAGUUUGUCAUAAAAAAUAAGUUAUCACAAUCUUAAUUUUUCUAGCUUGACGGAACGAUUAAUUCAAAAUGCUAUUUUAAUCUUUCUGGUCUCACACCUUUGACAACUUACUUUGGGCGCAUACAAGCAAAAAAUGACAGAGGAGCGUCAGACUUUUCUCCUGCGCUUGUUUUUUCAACGGAAGAUGUAUCAGAAGAUUUGCACAUGAUGCCACCCAGUCGUCUUGUAUAUAACAAAAAUGCCCAAACAUUAAACGUAGAGGUAAUUCUAUUAAAAUUCUCCGCUUCUCUUCAUUUAUUCUAUAUUCAGCCUCAAAAACCUGUUGAUGCUUGUACACUUCUCUAUGUUCGAACAAACGAAAAAUGGAGAAUUCUUGACUGCUACAGCGAUAGUAGUGAAAUUUUGAACAUUGCAGCUGGCAAAGAAUAUAAAGCUCGCUUUUGUUCAAUCUCUAAUCAUCUGAAAUGUUCACCACUGUCACUAACAAUCAGUAUGUUUCUAGUUUUAAAACACGUUUAAAAACACAGUUUCUUGAUUCAGUCGUAUUGAAAUUUUUAUUUUCAGCGAGUGGUUCAAAGAGCAUAUGGAAAAUCGAAGUGCUGUCAUUUAUUUUUUUCUUGUUUAUUUUUCUUUCGUCGUGCAUUUUUCUCUUUGUUUGCUGCAAAACUAGAACAACUAAAAAAUCGUCUAAUUUAUCGUAAGUUGAACGUAUAUGUGAAAUUCAAAAUCAAUACUUUUAGACCAAUAAUUUUAUCACUGACAAGUGACCCCACGGAGAAAAAGGUUGACGUUGGAUCAUUAACCUCAAAUGAAUUGGACGUAAACUACGAAACAAAGUUGAGCUUGAAGUAUGCUAUCAAAAUGUCUGUCUUUUUCCACAUUGUUUUCAGAAUGCACAGAGAUAUUCAGAUGCCAAAUGACAUUGAGGAAAUUAGAAAUAUUGAACAAUCAGACUGUUAUUAUCAAGAGAAAUCUCACACUCUAAAAAGUUUCCUAAAAUUCACAAUUUCCAAAUAUGUUUCCAUUCAGAUUCUAUACUUUGUACAUUCUCAAAACGAAAUAGCGUCGAGGAUAUUGAAGGAGACAGCACAUUUGAAAAACCGCGAAUUGUUAAAGAGAUGAUUGUAUAAGAUUUUCUACUAAACAAACUUUACUCGUUUUCUAUCAAGAUUUAAUUAACGUUGUUCCAAGGUCGGGUUUACUGCUUCUAUUACAAUGCUCAUUUGAUAUAAAUAAAAACAAUUUUUGUCCAAUACGUGUCAAUACUUUUCAAAAAAUGUUAAUGUUUUUAAGUUUAAAAAUGGCGCUCGAGAAUAUUUCUGAUUCGGCAACUUCAAAAUCGGAUUCAGAGAACAAAGUUACGAUUUUCGUGAAGAUACUUGAAAAACUGUUCGAACUGUCUUGAUAAAACUGAAAAUAGGAAUCUUGCAACCGUUGCAAAAUAAUACGGCCACUCCAGCGAAUUAUGCGUUUUCACUGUCUUGUCGGUAACUUUCGGUUAAUGCCGCCAUCUUCUGAGCAAACUUCCUUCUGCAAGAGUGAUGACUCAUUUGGCGACGACGGAGUAGGGCGAUUUACUGUGCGCAAAACACUAAGAAACACGAGUGCCGGGUUAUAUAAGUUUUAUCAAAAUGGGAGGUGUUGCGAAGCCCCAGCCCUUCGUACAACUCUGUACGAACAGAUCGGUUUCGCAUCUUCUUUCAUUCCGGUGCCACCGGAGAAUCCUCGUUUUCCACCGGCCGAUGAACCGAGCGCUCAAUAAAUAGUCGAUUUAUUCUCUCUAAAUCUCCCUUUAUUUAUGUCUUUCUCUUUCUUUCACACUAAUUCAAUAAUUUUGUAUCCUUUUAUCACUUCUCUCCGGCGAAUUCGCCCUCCAAAUAAUCGAUCCAGCUUAUAGUGCGUGUUGUGCGUGUUCUCGACGCUCCCAAACGCGCCGCGCCCGGCGACAUUCGUCCGCGCGCGCGGCUAUCGUGGCGAGACCCGCGACCCAAAAUUCCUACUGGUUUUUCGAUAAUUAAUUCACUAACAAAAAUUUUUUUUCCAGCUAAUUGCUGCCUUUUUUCCGUCAAAACUUGACGUUUUUACCUCACAUUUUUUCCGGUUCUGUUCCGCUAAACCUUCCGCCUUUUUGUGACUCCUUUUGCCGCGUUUUGGGCUUGUUUACGGCUCAGAACUCUCUCUGUGCCCAGGCCCACGGUCUCCACGGUCGGGACGCCACGGGUCGUCAUUACGGGCCAUGUCAGCUGCGAACAAACCGUCUAUGCAUUUUCUUUGAGGUUUUUCCCCUGUUUCCAACAAGUUUCCUCACCGUCGCUCGUCGACCACGUGUCGGCCACGGCCCAGAGGAUUUUUGCCCUACGGGGCUUUUUGCCUCUUAUACUUUCGACUUAAAUAAAUUUGAAUUCUUUAUUAACUUGUGUUAUGUUUCGCCACGCUCAUCUUAUACAAUUUUUACUCGUUUUCUUUCCCUCUUUCGCAAGCAGUCCAUCAGACCCAAGACUAUCAGAGUCUUUCGGGACCGUCGUUCCGACCUGUUAAACCGGAGGCUCAACAGGAGGAUCGUAUACAGAAUCAAGGUGGGAUAAGGAUGCUAUUCAAUAUCAAAAUUCAAAAGUUUGACGAAUUGUCUGGAAGCUUCCAGAAGCACUUAGCCGAAUAUUAAGAUCUCAAAAUAAUCCCCAUACUUUAUAGUACCACACUGCUUUAUUUUCAGAAUUUUCCAGAUGGGAGAAAAAGGACUUCGCUAGUGAGAUAGCUUUCGAAAAUUUCACGCGUUUAACGUCUGGUAGAAUUACACUUGUAUGAAUGAGACUUGAAAAACGUAGAUACCAAACAACCGUUUUUCUGCCUAGUCCCCUAAAACGUUGGACUUCAACAGAAUUCUUCCUUGUUUCGUCGUUUUCUCGCUCACUUUCCUCACUUCUUUCUCAUUCUGUUUCUCCAUGCUCUUGCUCUUUUCUCUCUUUCUCUGAAGCUUAGUGUUUUUGCGAGAUAUUGUGUGCAACAGCCGAUAUUAUGCGAGGUUCACGCACAUAACUCAGAUUUACUAAUGUUUGCCAUUCCUUUAUAUUACAUGAAUACCAUUCAAACAAGUUCAUGAAUAACGUCAAAUAUUUUACGUAACAACAAGUAUGGAGCAUACACAAACUUUGCUUAUAUAUAUUUCUGUCAUGUUAAAUCAUUGAAAUCAAAUGUAUCAAAAAAGGCUUCGGACUUGAACAUGGACUUUAAAAAAAUUGUUUUAUUUUUAGUUAGAAAGUUCACGUUUUUACUUAUCAAUUUCUACUUUUUAAAAUUUUAUGUAGAAAUAAAAAAAGUUAGGACGUGAGUACAGACAAAGAAUAAACGUACAAACAAACGGAAAUACCUCCCAAGACUUUCAUUCAUAAUAAUUAUCACUCUCGAUUUAUUUUUGCAGGUCAUUGCACUGGAAACAUGAGCUCACAAAAAAAAUGUUGUGUUCCUAAUGAUCUUCGACCAAUACUGGAAGCAUUAGCCCGUGAAGUGCUACGAAAUCAACCAUCCGAUGUAGCUUAUUUCGGACAUAUCUUUUUUGAUCAAUUUUUGAAACACCGCGAUGGUAAAUUCCUUAUUUUUACCCAGAAAAUCUCAAACUUCUAUGAGUACGUGCUCAAUUGUGUUUUCAGGCUUAAGCUAGAUUAAAUUCAUCACGAGUACAUAUUUCAGAGAACAAAGACAUUUUGAACGACCAGGCUGCUUACGAGGUGUUCAGAGCCGAUGUUCAGAGAAAGGUUACAUUUUUACGAUAAUUCUACGAUAAAUUCUCAAUUAUGACCACAUCAACUGAUCAUUAGAAUGAUUUCUGAAUACAAUUUUGUGAAUACAGAUAAGCCUAUUGAUGGCACAAGACCGAUCUUCUAGCCCACUUGAUUCAGCAGCCACUAAGAUUCAAGCAGUGUUCAAAGGACAUUUGGUAUUUAAAAGGCAAUGUCUGAGAACCUCGAAAUUCGCUAAUUACACCAGGUCACUAAAAAUUCAGAAUGCUUCAAUUUGCCCCAUAUUAUACCCAAUGGGUACUUACAUAGCAGUGAUACAUCAGACAAGUUUUGGUCCGGCUCCGUGGUCCCUAGUCCGAACACAUAGCAGUGAUACAUCAGACAAGUUUUGGUCCGGCUCCGUAGUCCCUAGUCCGAACACGGUCCCAAAAUAGAUCAAAACUGUAACCUAUUUCAAAAAAUCCAAGCGACUCAAAUCAACGCCAUUGGAUUCCUCGCAUCUUUUUGAGUGUGUUUCACGUUGGGACCGAAAAUUUAGCACCCCUCAUUCAUGGAGAAAAAAAUUGGUUUGUGACAUUUUUCAGAUAAAUUUUCAGCUUUCUUUUUCAAAAUUUUAACACUACAUAGCUAUGAUUUUAUCGCUGAUUCUGAAUUUAGACGUUAUUGUGCUUCGACAAAAAAAAGUGUUUUUAAAGGUCUUGGAAAUGUUUGAAGCAUUCUUAAUUUUUAGUGAUCUGCUGUUUUUGAACUUCUCAGACAUUGCGUUUUAACACCUACUUAUCUCAAUCUCUCUAAUGCUUUCAUAGGUCCGUUCAAAUCCCGAAAAGUAUGGAAUGUCUAUCAGAACUUCGUCUUCCGAAAAAUUAGACGCGUCGAACAACAAAAAGGAUCAAAAGUGAGUCGGGACCCAAAAACAACUUGAUAGAAAAUAAUUCAGAAGACACUCGGUUGGUGGUUAUUCAAUAGAGAAGGAUACUCCUGAAGAUCGAGCGGCAACAAAGAUUCAAUCUGAAAUCCGCGGAUUCCUCACACGCAAACAUGUUGAGAAAAUAAAAAAAGAAGAUACUAAUGCCGCUACCAAAAUUCAAGCUCACAUUAGGUUGAAAUUUCACUAUUUCUGUAAAGCAUUUAACAUUUCAGAGGCUUCCUGACACGCAAACAUUUAGAUGAACAAGGACUUUCACCAUCAAGAAGUCACUCUUCUCUUCACUCAAAUCAGUCCGAUGACCAUUAA